AGUCCAGUCAGCUGAUAGUGACAAGAGGCCCAGGAGGGAGUGUAGAGUAGCACGUGAAAUCCCACCACUGCCUUCAUUACACAUGUGGCAGACACUCGCUCGCUGGCCCACACUUCAGCCUUCACUCAGCUCUGUCAGCGGUGCACGUGAAGGAUUCUGCUGACGUCCAGGGAAGGUCAGCCAGUCAGUAUGAGAGGAGGAGUGGUGGUGGUGAUACUGGCGGCGAUGGUGGUGGUGGCGUUUGGCCUUCCUCCCAGAAAUCUCACAGAUCCUGAAGUGAACCCUGGGUGUGAGGAGUGUGAGGAGCCAUGGCUGAUAGUGACGACUGGAGAGGGCACCAAUGACACGCUGCAUCACUUGUGGGGGGCAAAGGAGGCUCUCAGCUUCCUUGUGGUGACUGGGACAGGAGGACCUAACAUCUCCGUGGACUGGGACGCACUCCACAAUGGAACUAAUAGAUCUAUCACUUUCCAAAGCCAGCCUUCAAGUGUUUUUGGAUUUGUGAUUCCCAAUCUGAUCCUGUACAACGAUCCCAAAGAUGAUGGAGCAUUCAAGGGUCAGAAUGAGUCAUUACGAGUGCCAGUGUCAGACUUCACCUGGAGUGCAGAGGUGCUGCCAAACUCUUCACACCAUGUGGCUGUGAAGCUCCAAACUACUCACUUCCAGGACACUCCACUCCCCAAUGAAACCAGGAUACUGAUGCAGGUGUCAGCCUACGGGGAAGACGGGCGGAGCAGUGUGCUGCCUCACCUUCUGUACACUCCAAACUCAGCACAACUUGACCUUGUCCUGGAUCAUCUCAUGCUUAACCUCACAGAAGAGGCAAACAGCUGGAAGAAGACCCGCUGGGGCAUGGAUGUGGUGGUGUUCAGCUCAGAGAACAAGGUGGAAGGAGAGGAUGGAGACCAAGGCCUAAAGUUUCACACUCAGAAGUCUUUGGACGAUGAACACACCCCGGGAGUUUUCAAUCUUGACCAGCUGACUAAUGCCGGGGCUUGGGCCGAAGGUGAAGGUGGUGGUUACCUGCAGUGGCGGCCAGUCAGUUACCUCAGCUCAGACAGGGACAUCGCUAAAGCCACUGUCCCCAAUCUCAACACCUCCCUUCCUGCACUGGUCAACUUGACGGAGCCUCUCAGGAAGUCAUUGGCCUAUGCCGUGAUGGGUGACAACCUAACUUUGUCUGGUGUGGCAGUCACCUCAGUCAUCAGCUUUGGCCAGUACAAGGAUGGCUUCUAUGCAGCAGAGAAGUAUACUACCUGGACAGUGGCAAUAGGUGAGGGAGUGCCCCCCAAGGAGACGUUCUCAACCCUGGUGGUGGUGGUGAUCAGUCUUGGUGUGGUGCUCCCAGCUGCCAUGUUCCUGGUUGGAUGUGUGGUGUUGGCUGUACGCCGGUGGCGUCAUCAUGGCUCAUCAGCCUCCAUCCUUAUCACCCCAGAGUAGCACAUCUGCCCUCAACCAAGCCACCCACCUAGCCAGGCCAGUAUAAUGGGGCACACACACACACACACACACACACACACACACACACACACACACACACACACACACACA
Messenger RNA from Portunus trituberculatus (swimming crab), 1551 nucleotides. RefSeq names its product glycosylated lysosomal membrane protein-like. The transcript has 7 exons. Bases 190 to 1440 code for a protein of 416 amino acids. The record is from RefSeq and is a predicted model, not a curated record. Lineage: Eukaryota; Metazoa; Arthropoda; Malacostraca; Decapoda; Portunidae. Gene Ontology annotation, cellular component: lysosome.